Aphanomyces invadans is the source of this 2635-nucleotide messenger RNA. RefSeq lists its product as hypothetical. NCBI's taxonomy places the organism in Eukaryota, Oomycota, Saprolegniomycetes, Saprolegniales, Verrucalvaceae. Gene Ontology annotation, molecular function: mRNA N6-methyladenosine dioxygenase activity; broad specificity oxidative DNA demethylase activity; ferrous iron binding. Gene Ontology annotation, biological process: RNA repair; regulation of multicellular organism growth; DNA alkylation repair. The coding region runs from base 48 to 1667 and encodes 539 amino acids. The transcript has 3 exons. The record is from RefSeq and is a predicted model, not a curated record.
GUCCAACAAACUCGUUGACCCCGCGCCACGGACCUCGGCGUGCUCGCAUGGACCCAAAGGAGCGCAAGAAACUCGAGAGACAGAAGAAGAAGGCCAAAGCGCAGCAGCGCAAGAGUUCCAAAUUGUCGAAUGCAAUCCCACCGAUGCCUGUCGCCAAGCAAGCUACGAAUGCAGGCAACUCAACGUCGAUGUCGCAGAAGCGGCCGAGCGAGAAUGCACCCCAGUGCGCUGCGGCUCCGCCGACAAAGAAGCAACAGGUGAAACAAGCGAAAGCUCUACCCAUUGCAUCCAACUACACGGGUCCAGAGAAGUUUCUAACCCCGUCGCAUCCGUCGUUCCACGAUAUCCUCACGCGGUCGUACGUGGGCUUUGUGCACGAACCUGCCGCCAAGCACCCUCGCGGGUUCCACACAGGGAUGCGCACGGCCUUUGAGACCCUCCGAGACAAGGGAUACUUUCAAUACGACGUCGUCAUGGCUGGCGGCAAGCACUUGUCUCGAACGUUUGUGCGCCGCACCCUUGUCGGCAAUUACGGCAUUACGUACAAAUACCUGGGGCUUCGGAUCUUUGCGCACGCGUGGGAUAGGCCCAACAGUGCUCCCGUCUUCCGCAACAUCCAUGCGCUAAACGCGGCGUUCAUCGCUCGGACAAAGGCUUCGAUGACGCCGCCACCUCCGUCGUGCGAGUACAACCUAACGCUGAUCAACUACAUGGAGCCGGACAAUCCGCUGCUCGGCCUCAAAGAAGAUCCGACGUACGGCAUGGGUAAAGUCAGCGUGAGCUGGCACGCCGACUCGUCCCUGGAAGACUACUCGUCGAUCGGAGUGUACCACACAUUGCUCCCGAGCAAGCCCGCCAAGAAGGGAACCAAGGUUGGUGUGUGCGACUGGCGCAUCGCGAUGCGCUUGUCGCCGGACGUUCCUGGAGCCAAAACGACGCCGCCCCUUGUGUUGCCCACGGGCGACGGCGACGUGUACUACCUCAACGGCGACUUCAACCAUUUCCAUCAGCACAUGGUUUUGUCUGGCACGGCCGUGCGCGUGAGCAGCACGCAUCGCGUCGCUGUCACGGCAGAAGACACGCUGCAGUUUAUUCAGGCCAAGGUCUCCGCGGCCCUCCAGUCGAGCACGGUGCAAAGCGUGCCGAACGAUGCGGACGUAGCAUGUCGUCGAGGUCACGCCGAUGCGGUUCGCGCCGAACAAGCGACGAUCACGACGCUCGAAAUGGAGUGGAUUCGCCAGUACUGGAUCCAAGGAGCCAAGCACAACGAUCUCCACGUGGACUGGCAGCACCCGAUGGCCGCGCUCGAAGCCAGUUGGCGCAAACUCGAAGCCCGGACCAAGACACUCGUCGGCGCGUUGCUGGCGACGCAACACGUUGAAGACCUCAAGGUGGUCAAGGCAGUCUUGGAAGGUCUCCGCGGCCGCCAAGCCGGUCGCGACCAGUUUGUCCAUCGCAUGCGCGAUAAAGUAUUCAAGCGAAUCGACCCCGAUUUCCAACCCAUGGAACGACCUGUGUGGAGCGACUGGGACGACCGUCACCUCCUCCCAAAGGACCUCACGUCGACGAUUCACGCACUCCAUUCGCACAAGCACGUGCUCGAGGCGGAGAAGAAGAGGCAGUGGAAGGACCAUGCCAAGCAGCACAAGAAACAACUACACGCGUGAGAUGUGCUGAACGAAACAGAGUCGUUUUUCUUUCGUCGACUGGAUGGGCGAUCCCUGUCGCGUUGCCGCCGCUAGUUUUCCACGGCCUGUGCAGUCAUGGACUCGCGCGCUCCGCAACGCCUCCGCUUUUGACGGACACAUCACGACGAUCGAGGGGUGGCAGCUCCCUGGGGACACAUCGUGCGAUGGGGCUCGUGAACACGAUGGUGACGACCACAAUGCAGACAUACUGUCGACACGAACACAACCUGUCGACGGCGAUCGCUCACGAAAGGACGUGGCGAAGCCAAUCGAGGCCUUCAUCGAGUCCGACGUUGUGGACAGCCGAACACGCUUGAAUGAACCAGUGGACCUGGCACAGGUUGGCCAACUUCAUCUUUUCGACGACUUCAACGGCGGUCAUGGCGUUUGGUAGGUCGACCUUGUUCAUGUACAAGAGGAGCUUGGUGUGUCGGAGGUCGUGCUCAGACAGCAUGCGGUGGAGCUCUUCCGUGGCUUCGCGUAGGCGGCGUUUGUCUGUGGAGUCGACGACAAAGAUGACGGCGUCGGUGUCUUGGUGGUAGUGUCGCCACAGCGGUCGGAGUUUGUCCUGGCCACCCAUGUCCCAAGCUGUAAAGCGGAUGUUCUUGUACUGGAACUUCUCGACAUUCAACCCCACGGUCGGAAUCGUGUGGACAGCUUCGUGCAGCUUGAGCUGGUACAAGAUGGUCGUUUUCCCGGCCGCGUCCAGGCCCAGCAGAAGAACCCGCCGCUGCUUUGUCCCGAGGUCGUCUAACGCAGCCUUCAUCGCGACGACGAGGUUGCCCAUCGUCGAGAUGACUGGCAAGUGCCAAGAUCUCGAAUGGUGCUGUUGUAUCUUUUGCCCUUGGCACGUACUUGAAGUAUAAUACUGCUUUCGCCUGUGAAACGCACAGUCGAAGGAGUUACCGACUGGUUUCAAACACAAUAUAAAAUACACACAUUUAAUA